Aspergillus mulundensis is the source of this 1851-nucleotide messenger RNA. RefSeq lists its product as uncharacterized. Gene Ontology annotation, cellular component: nucleus; CCR4-NOT core complex; P-body. The transcript has 3 exons. Bases 1 to 1851 code for a protein of 616 amino acids. Lineage: Eukaryota; Fungi; Ascomycota; Eurotiomycetes; Eurotiales; Aspergillaceae. Gene Ontology annotation, biological process: nuclear-transcribed mRNA poly(A) tail shortening; regulation of DNA-templated transcription. The record is from RefSeq and is a predicted model, not a curated record.
AUGACGUCCCGAAAGACGCAGCAGGAGAUCGACAAGACCUUCAAAAAGGUCGCGGAGGGUAUUCAAACGUUUGAAGGAAUUUACGAAAAGAUUCGCGCCGCUACAAAUCCCACACAACGUGACAAGCUCGAAGAGAACCUAAAACGAGAGAUCAAGAAACUCCAACGGUAUCGUGAUCAAAUCAAAUCAUGGGCAUCUGGCAAUGAGGUCAAGGACAAAGGCCCGUUGCUUGAGCAGCGGAGAGCCAUUGAGACGUGCAUGGAGCAAUUCAAAGCCGUCGAGAAGGAGAUGAAGACGAAAGCAUAUUCCAAAGAGGGACUCUCUGCCGCAUCACGACUUGAUCCAAAAGACAAGGAGAAAGUUGAGACCUGCGAUUUCCUAUCCAAUAUGGUCGACGAGCUGCAACAAAAGAUCGAGGCAAUGGAGGCGGAAGAGGAGUCAUUACAAAUGUCGAUGAAGAAAGGAAAGAAGGAUGUUACCAAGACAAAUCGUCUAGGAGAUCUUGCGAACUUUAUUGAGCGGCACAAGUGGCACGUAAAUAAACUGGAAUUGUUACUACGGUCACUCCAGAAUGGCAACAUCGAAACGAAUCAGGUGCUGGACCUCAAGGAGAGCAUCAAAUACUACGUUGAGGACGGUAACCAGAUCGACUACGCCGGGGAAGACGAGACGCUGUACGACGAUCUGAACAUGGGCGACGAUGCCGAAGCGCAAUUCGGACUAGGCGGUGACAACGACCGGGUGUCGUCGCAGGACACUCAGUCAAUGCAGGACGAGGAGGUCGAACCCAAGCCGAAGCCCAAAGUUGAAGCCAGCGCGACCAGCCAUCGCAGACCCUCCGCUCAAAUGAAAUCCCCGCUUCCGGUCUUAGCAACACUACAUCCGUCAAGUUCAAGCAUUUCAACGUCUGGCAUGAAGCCUGCACCUCCUCCCACGCGUCUGCCCGGUGAAACACUCAAGUACGCUUCUGCUGCUGCUGCUGCUGCCGCAAGCGAUAAGAACGGAGUGGGAAUUGCUCCUCUGCCGCCUCCUCCAGGUGCUAGCCCCGCCUUCCCCGCUGCAGUGCCCGCCUCCAAAGCCUCCUCUACCGCCUCACCUGUUGUAACCCUAGCGCAGCCUGUUCCGAAAGCAACACCUACAGCAGCGAUAGUCGCAGAGGAGGGUCGUUCGCGAACGCCUGCUUUCAGUCCCAAGGUUUCUGCUGCCGCCAGCGCCUCAAAUACAGUGCCAAGUACUCCUGCAAUGGACAAGGCAGAAGCGGCCACCAUGAAAUCACAAGCUGCCGCCAACGGAGAGUCAAGUAAAGAAAUCCAGUCAGGAGAGGAGUCCAUCUAUCACCUGCCUCCAGGUCUACAGGAUCUGAUUCAUUCGUUCGAAGUCACCAAAAGCCGCGCAUCAACGAACCCCUCAAGCCAGCCACCUUCUGUGCAGCGCCUUCUCACAGCAUCCGCUGCCAAUUGCCCGGAGCCCGGAGACGCAGAAAAGCCCCGUCACUACAAGCCCCAGAACCCAUAUAAUACGCCCCUUUACUACCCCCAGGAGCCUCUGGCCAUCUUUGAUGACCCAAGACUUUACGAGACAGGGCGCAUUGAUACAGAUGCGUUGUUUUAUCUGUUCUAUUACCGCCAAGGUACAUACCAGCAAUACCUGUCGGCAAAGGCGCUCAAAGGUCAAAGCUGGCGAUUCCACAAACAGUACCAAACAUGGUUCCAGCGGCACGAAGAGCCCAAGACGAUCACCGAGGAAUUCGAACAAGGCACCUAUCGCUUUUUCGACUACGAAAGCACUUGGAUGAAUCGUCGCAAGGCGGAUUUCAAGUUUGUCUACAAGUACCUAGAGGACGAGUUGUGA